This is a messenger RNA of Carassius auratus (goldfish), 3371 nucleotides long. Its product is annotated as synaptoporin-like. The transcript has 5 exons. Gene Ontology annotation, cellular component: synaptic vesicle; synaptic vesicle membrane. The record is from RefSeq and is a predicted model, not a curated record. Bases 334 to 1134 code for a protein of 266 amino acids. Lineage: Eukaryota; Metazoa; Chordata; Actinopteri; Cypriniformes; Cyprinidae.
AAUCACUGUGUUCAAACCACUGUGCCACACAGUGAUCUCUCUCAUUUAAAUGUAAAAGUAUGACACGUGACUUCAUUGUGAAGUGAUAUGAAGUUGGGGAGACCCUCUGUGUUCAGGCAUGUGUGUCUGUGACUGUGAAGCUGCCCCCAUCCUCCGAGCAAAAGAGGGAGUGCAGGGUUCUACUUAGAGAGCCACACAGAAGCACCAGCCCUCUCCUGAGCUCACAUUCCCCCCUUCAGCAUCUACACUAUAAGACGAGCAGACAGAGCAGAGAGAAACGACGUCAAGAUACAUCUAAUAUGUUCUGAAGCUGGAUAUCUCUUGGGCUUUUAAAUGUGUAUGGUCAUAUUUGCUCCGCUUUUUGCCAUCUUUGCAUUUGCAACAUGUGGAGGCUACUCUGGGCAACUGCGGGUUAGUGUGGACUGCAUCAACAAGUCCGACAGCAACCUCAGUAUUGGGAUCAACUUCGCUUACCCAUUCAGGUUGAACCGGGUGGAUUUUGAUGUCCCGAUGUGUGAGGGAAGGAGGCAAGAGCGGCUUUACCUGAUUGGAGACUUUUCCUCCUCUGCCGAGUUCUUCGUCACCAUCGCUGUGUUUUCCUUUCUGUACUCCCUGAUGGCCACUGUGGUCUACAUCUUUUUCCAGAACAAGUACCGCGAAAACAACCGUGGACCUCUCAUUGACUUCAUAGUGACGGUGGUGUUCUCAUUCAUGUGGCUGGUGAGCUCAUCUGCCUGGGCAAAAGGUCUUUCAGAUGUAAAGGCGGCAACUGAUCCGGAUGAGGUGGUUCUGCUCAUGUCUGCAUGUAAGGUCCAGACCAACAAGUGCAGCUCAGUUUAUGGACCCAGAUGGUCUGGCCUGAAUACAUCUGUGGUAUUCGGUUAUUUAAACUUCGUGCUUUGGGCUGGAAACAUCUGGUUUGUGUUUAAAGAGACUGGAUGGCACAAGGGAGGUGCAGUAAGGUACCCUGCCUCAUCCUCAGAAAAACAAGCCACGGCCUUCAACCAACAGGUCUACAAUCAGGGAAGCUUUGAUCAAUCAGGAGGUGCUUUUACUGGAACAGGGGAUUUCGCCCAAUCAGAGUACAGCCAGGUGGGAAAUUAUGGUGGGCCCAUCUCCUACACCAAUCAGUAACAACCUCUGCCUCUUAGUAAUCCCUUAAUACAGGGGACCCAUGUCUUAGGGCAAAGUUCAACACUGAGCACAUGAGAAGAAGGAAACGAUUAGUUUAAUAGAUAGAUCAAUAAGCAUCCUUUAUUCCUGAUUAUAUAAAUAAAUAAAGGCUUGUUUGUCCAGAAUAUUAAUAUGUUUAUAAAACGAAUGACAGGGAUCUUCAUAUGUAUGGUUUUUUAAUUUAACUGCCUGUAAAUGUCACUGAAAUAUCACUGUUUACUGAACAAAAGUCAUUACAUCCAAAUGUGAAGAGCAAUGCAAUAGUUCUUGCAAAGAACACUGCAAAUCCAUUGGUUUUAAUGGAGACGGUGCUCCUGAAGGACGAGAAAUAAUGAAGAGUUUACAAAAGUGACAUAACAUCACUUAGACCAAACUUAUUAAGAGACACUCCAUAUGUAAUUUAAAUAGUGUUCCUGCUGGACCGUAUGUAUCCACAAGUUUAAAAUGAUUCCUAUUCAUCAGAGCUUUUUCAAGUGUGUAGGCAACCUUAGAAUCAACAUUAAUUGAUGUUUGCAACCUAAUUUACUUCCAGAAGGUGAAAUAUUUGACAUAAUGAAAUAACAAAUAUGAAGUUGCUAAAAUAACAGCUAUUCAGUCACUACCCAUCCACUAUUGAUCAACACCGGAAAGAGGCAGAACAAAUUAUAACAUUUUUUAAAAAUAACAUUUACAGAUUAAUCAUUCAUGAUAACAGCAUAAUUGUGCAUUAAGAAAGUAAAUGCGGUCUGUUUUGAUUUCAUGUUGAUUUUUAAAGAAAUAGCUCAAGCAAAAACUCAUCCUCGGGCCAUCCUAGAUGUCGACGAGUUUGUUUUUUUAUCGGAACAGAUUUGGAGAAAUGUAGCAUUAUUUAGAAGUGAAUGGGUGCCGUCACAAUGAUAGUUCAAACAGCUUUUGUCACAGUAAUCAACAAGUAAUCCACACGACUCCAGUCAAUCAAUUAACGUCUUAUGAAAUGAAAAGGAAAAAUGACAAUGACAACAAGGGAUUGACUUUUCAGGUGUUAUUAUGGAUUAUGGACUGGUAUUUUGGCCAGAAUCAAUGCUUUAAAGUUAAAACAGCUCAUUGAUGGAUUUCUAACUUACACAUUGUUUACACAUAGCUUUUCGCUUUCCAAGAUAUUAAUUAAUGGACUUGAGUUGUGUGUAUCACUUGUGGAUUAUUGUGAUAUUUUUAUCAGCUGUUUGUCGGCUGACGGCACCCAUUCAUAUACAUUGGUGAUUAAGUGAUGUAAUGCAAAAUUUCUUCAAAUCUUUUCCGAUCAAGAAACAGAUGCAUCUACAUCUUAGAUUGCCUGAGGGUAAGUUUUCAGAAAUGUUUCAUUUUUGGGUGACCUGUUCCUUUAAGUGUACCUGUCCUAAUGGUAUGACGCAGGUGUUUGUAAUUGACAUUAUAUAACAGAUUUCUGUUUUCAUUUGUCAGUAUAGAUGUUAAGUUACUGUUUGUCUGGUUUCCCCAUGUCAUGCUAGUGCUCGUUGGCUUGGUGUUUGCACUACUGUGUUUCCACAUUUAUAUGGCUCUUUAAUGUUUGCACUGUAUUGAUGAACUGCAUGAAGUUGUGCCAUAUUAACCUGGUUUAAGUUUGUAUAUAAUUUCUAUCCUCACUAACAACAGGGUCAUACCAUCUGUUCUGUGACCUUUAUUAUGAUCACAAGGUGAUUGAAAUACAAUCAACACUUAAUUAUCUUACAUUUUUAUGUGUUUUCUUCUUCCUCAACUGGUCUUUUUAAAUGCAUGAGGCUUUAUUAACCACAAAGGCUAUAGAGCAAAACAAACAAACAAAAAAAUGUCAAUACGUUAAUGUUCUGAUUGCUGUUGCAUUUUAAUGUGAAUGGGUUUCUGUCUUGAUAUACAGUAAUUGCAUUUUCAAUCAGUGGGUGUGAAUGCUUUGAUGCACUUUGUGCAAGGCAAUAAAGAUAUUGUACAUUCCUCUAGACUGAACGCACUGCAGUGUUUUCUGUUCUAGGAGCCAUUAUCGUAUUGAUGAAUCCUCAGUUCACAACAAUGAAUCAGCUGUUUCAAUAAUAUGGAGUUAUACAAAAGAAUCUGAUGACUUUCUGACUUCCAUUAAGUUAAUAGACAACAGCCCUAAUCAAAUCUAAAUUUAUCACGAGCAGACAAUUGCUCAGAAAGUGCAGAAUAAAAGUCUCUCUGAUAUCUUAUUUCUCACGGACAUUGCUUAUAUGAGAUUUGUGAUGACA